CCGCCGUGGAUCCGAGAGGGUCGCGGGGCGCCCAGCCCCCUACACCCGUCGACGGUGGCCGCAACCCGAUUGGUCGAUGGAGCGCCCCGUACGCGUAUAACAGCACUCGGUUAGCACACGUUCGCGGACACACCGCUGCCGUCGGAGCGGCACGUACCGCAGUCGCGACGCGCGCCGCUAGACGGUAUACACCGCCGGCAUCGGUCUCAGUCACUCACCGCGACAACAGUGGUGCGCACCCACAGUUGCCGGCAUCAUUGGACGAGAGUCCGUUGCGCGAUGUAUUAACACAACGAUUUUGAUUAUUAUUUUAUUGCGAUCGCGCUACCGUUAACAACACAUCAUCACUUUUUUACUACUACAUUUAUCUUAUACGUCAGAGGCGCGCCAUGACCGAUUACGCGCAGGCAGCGGCGGCCGAACCGUCGUGGACUUGGUGGAUGACCAAUGCGGCAGCGGCGGCCAUGCGGAUGCGAAACCUCCGGGACCAUCAUGCCGGCAGCGACGCGGUGGACGACGAGUUCGUCGGACCGAACAGGAAACGACAACGAGUUGGCCACGUCAAGGGUGAGUAUUGGACGAACGCUUUCGGUGAUGUCGACGAUGAGCACGAGAGCGGGUCGCCGACAAAUGACCUGACGGCCGCAGGACCGUUAGACUUGUCCGUGAAAGCCACUGUGGCCGCACGAAUAAUCGACGGGCUCGGGGGCACCGGUGGCCGAGACGAGUACAAGCCCUGCACGACACCCGUUAAGAAGCACACCAACAGUACCACCAACGGUAAGUCGUCGAAAAAGGCGUCCAGCAAAACGACGAACGGUGGCGGAAACCCGGCCGCGGUAAGAGCGGCGACCCGGAAGCUGCUGCCGCAGCUGGACCAACGUGUAGACCGGUCAUCUCCCGUGUCCGGCACGAUAAUCGUGCCGGCGUCACCGGAGGACUCAAAGAACGUGUCGUCGCAUCAGACCACGAACGCGACGACGGACUGCGGUGACGGCGACCGGGACGACGACUACGAAGGGGCUGACAUCGAUCCCGAGUUCAACGUCGUGGUGGCCACCGACGAGGCUCGCCGCCGCUUGGAGAGCAUACCGAACGCGCUCGGCCCAUACCGGUGCCGGCUGUGCAGCGUCCAGUACGUGGACGCGUUCGCGCUGGCCCGGCAUCGGUGCCGGUGCAUCGUGCACGUCCGGUACCGGUGUCCUGAGUGCGACAAGGUGUUUCAGUGUCCGGCCAACCUGGCGUCCCACCGUCGAUGGCACGGCACUGGAAGCAACGCGAAAACGCCCGGCGGUAACCGCAACACCAAGAGCUUCAACGACAGCGGUGUCAAACCCGAGGUGGCCGCGGUCAGCGAUACCGAUGAUGCCGUCGCCAACAGUAACACAACGACGACGACCACCACCACCAUCUCCACCACCUGUACCGCCGCUUCUGCGUCCGCUAUAACGACAGCGGCAGGGUUCAAAAAAAAUAUGCUGCAACGAGCUGCACAGGCCGCAGCAGCGGCCGCUGUCGCCAACAACAACAACAUCAACAACAAUACCGUCAUCGAUAACGGCAACGCGUAAAUCGACAACCGCAUCGUCGUCAACGGUAUUAAAAAAUAUUUUCAUUUCUCUCUAUACGCAUUGGUAUUAUGUUAUCGGUAUAAUCGAUCAAAUUGAUUGACGCACAGUGUUGAUAAAUUAGGUUUAUGAACCGUAAUAAACGGACUAACAUCUUGACAUUUUUAUGCACUCGGAAGCCCCACGACGGUUUACCAUUUCGAUAAAUAAUAUUCCCAUCACUAUCCCGCCACUACGGAACAGUAAACAUUCAUAAAACGUCCUAUUUAAAUGUACAAGAAUCGGCAACAAUUUGAAAAAUAUUCUAGUCAAAUAAAUGGCUCUAAUAGUUUUACUAGUUUUAGUCACUUUAUGCUCGUGUUAUGCAAUAUUCGUGUACGCUGCGUGUAAAACAUAUAUUCUGGUCAUAAUACAUACGUGUACACGUACAGUAGUUGACAAAUGUAAAUACAUUUAUACCUAUAAAUAUACGUACACUUAUACCUACGUUCAGAUAAACGAUAGGGCUU
Sipha flava (yellow sugarcane aphid) is the source of this 2077-nucleotide messenger RNA. RefSeq lists its product as uncharacterized. The record is from RefSeq and is a predicted model, not a curated record. Gene Ontology annotation, molecular function: DNA-binding transcription repressor activity, RNA polymerase II-specific; RNA polymerase II cis-regulatory region sequence-specific DNA binding. The transcript has a single exon. The coding region runs from base 390 to 1571 and encodes 393 amino acids. Gene Ontology annotation, biological process: regulation of cell cycle process; negative regulation of transcription by RNA polymerase II; neuron differentiation. Gene Ontology annotation, cellular component: nucleus; transcription repressor complex. Lineage: Eukaryota; Metazoa; Arthropoda; Insecta; Hemiptera; Aphididae.